GCCCAUGGAACAAAGGCGACUCUCCUCCAACUCCCACAACCCCGAAAGAGGUUCACAAUAGAGUCGCCACCCACAAUGCUUUCAUGAAGUGAUUGCACCUCUAUCGUCAUUCGUGCCCUCAUCAUGCGUGUUUAGCUAGACGGACAACCACAAAUGCCACCUCGGACGAACUCGCAUUGACUUUCUUUCGCGGCGCCGUGAAACCCUCCUCGGAGAUCAUGGCUGGGCACAAUAACCAAGAAGCUAUCCUGCCGCUUGAGCAGGAGGAUCCAAGUCGACAUUCAGAAGGAUCCGAAUCCUCUGCAUCGACGACGAGUCUGGUAUUCGAGCGCAUUGGUGAACGUGUUGAGGUAGAAGAGAAGUCGAUGAAUGGGAAUGGGCGGAGGAUGGUGACACCCAAGUUUCCACCGAGAGGUGACUCCUUGCCAUACGCAGACGACGAGAACGACCCUCUCGAUGAUGAAGAGAAAGAUGACUACGAUCUCGAGAGUGGACCGUUCCUCCAGAAGGCGACAGACAAAACGGUAGACAAGAAGUUUCGCAGACUACUAUGGGUCGUUGGAGGUGUCUUCAUUGGGGCCUGGCUAUUGGCAUUGGUGCUAUACUUGGGACACAAAUCAUACCAACAUCCCUCUGACACUCCGCACGACCCUGCAGCGACUGCUGUUCGAGGAAGUGGAAAGAAGGUGACGCUGGACGAAGUCAUGGGCGGUGCAUGGCGAGUGCAGAAGCAAGGCAUAAGCUGGAUUCCGGGUGCGAAUGGCGAGGACGGUCUUUUGCUCGAACGGGGUAUGUCAGGGAAAGAUUAUCUCGUCGUCGAAGAUAUCAGAGGUUCUACUCCCGAGGCUGGAACAUUGGAAAGCAAGACAUUGAUGAAGCAAGGAUACUUUCAGGUUGGGGACCGCGGACUUACCCCCAGCUCAGUUUUCCCAAGCAAAGACCUGAAGAAGGUGCUCAUUGCAACGGAUGUGCAAUCAAAUUGGAGACACUCCUUCUAUGCAAAGUACUGGAUCUUUGAUGUCGAUUCGCAGUCUGCCCAGGCCUUGGACCCCGCAAAUCCUGAUGCCAAAAUUCAGCUCGCAAGCUGGAGUCCUCAGAGCGAUGCUGUUGUGUUCACAAGAGACCAGAACUUAUAUCUGCGAAAAUUAUCAUCGAAAACGGUCACCCAAAUCACAACAGACGGGGGCUCGAACUUGUUCUAUGGUGUGCCCGACUGGGUCUACGAAGAGGAAGUCUUUGGAGGAAACAGUGCGACUUGGUGGGCAGAAGAUGGAAAAUACAUUGCGUUCCUUCGUACGAACGAAUCCGAAGUUCCUGAAUAUCCAAUCCAAUAUUUCGUCUCUAGGCCAAGCGGUACACAGCCAUUACCAGGAGAGGAAAACUACCCUGAAGUUAGAGAGAUCAAAUAUCCUAAAGCCGGCGCACCAAAUCCAAAGGUGAAUCUUCAGUUCUACGAUGUUGCCAAAGGUGAUAUCUUCGAGGUGAAGAUCGAAGGUUCCUUCGCUCCCGACGACCUCCUCAUCACCGAGGUCGUUUGGGCAGGCUCAACAGGGAAAGCUUUGAUCCGCGAGACCAACAGAGAGAGCGAUAUCCUUCGGGUCGUCCUCGUUGAUACGGUUACAAGAACCGGUAAGACUGUUCGCACUGAGGAUGUCCAGAAACUUGAUGGUGGGUGGUUUGAAGUAUCCGAAAAUACCAGAUACGUUCCUGCAGAUCCGGCGAAUGGCCGCCCAGAAGAUGGAUAUAUUGACACCGUCAUCCAUGAGAACUACGAUCACCUGGGAUACUUCACACCGCUCGAUAAUCCAACCCCAGUCUUACUGACGUCUGGCAACUGGGAGGUCGUGAACGCUCCCUCUGCUGUGGAUUUGAAGAACAACUUGGUAUACUUCGUUUCGACGCAAGAAUCUUCUAUCCAGCGACAUGUUUACAAUGUAUACUUGAACGGCUCUGAUCCUAUGCCAUUGACCGAUACCAGCAGCGAAGGCUAUUAUGGUGUAUCAUUCUCAAGUGGCGCGGGUUAUGCGCUUCUCAACUAUGAUGGGCCAAACAUACCAUGGCAGAAGGUUAUUAGCACACCUAGUAAUACACAGAAAUAUGAGAAUGUCAUUGAGGAAAAUCAUGCCCUAGCGGACAUGGCAAAGAAGCACGAAUUGCCCAUCAAGAUAUACUCGACGGUCAACAUCGACGGCUACGAUCUUAAUGUCGUCGAACGAAGACCUCCUCAUUUCAACGAGAAAAAACAGUAUCCAGUUUUGUUCUACCUUUAUGGUGGACCAGGGUCUCAGACAGUUACAAAGAGCUUCACCGUCGACUUUCAGUCAUACAUUGCUUCGAACCUUGGAUACAUCGUCGUCACUGUCGAUGGACGAGGCACGGGCUUCAUCGGACGAAAAGCUCGUACAAUCAUUCGUGGCAAUCUUGGCUAUUACGAGGCAUACGAUCAGAUCGCGACUGCCAAGAUCUGGGCCGCGAAGAAGUACGUAGAUGCCUCACGAAUGGCUAUAUGGGGCUGGUCGUACGGUGGAUUCAUGACUUUGAAAACCCUCGAGCAAGAUGCUGGUCAGACAUUCCACUACGGAAUGGCUGUCGCUCCAGUCACAGACUGGAGAUUCUACGAUUCGAUUUACACGGAGCGAUACAUGCACACGCCACAGCAUAAUCCUCAGGGAUAUGACAAUUCGACGAUCAACAACAUGACAGCACUUCACCAGAAUGUUAGAUUCUUGCUCAUGCAUGGUGUUGCAGACGAUAAUGUACACAUGCAGAAUUCGUUAACGUUACUGGAUAAAUUAGAUCUGGCUGGCGUUGAAAACUACGACGUGCAUGUAUUCCCGGACUCAGAUCAUGGUAUCUACUUUCACAAUGCGAAUCGGAUCGUCUAUGAUAAACUGAAUAAUUGGCUGAUAAACGCCUUCAAUGGCGAAUGGCUACGGACUGCUAAUGCAGUACCUUUGUCGUCAUCAGAGAAGAGAAAACGAACAGGCAUAGAAGCUUGAAGAGAUUUUCUAUGUAUUAUCAUAGCACUUAGCUGCCUUCUGGGGCAUGGCGUGGAGGGAUCAUCACAGCAUAGGAGCGAUUUGUUACCAACACCAAUGGUCUAUUUUCAAUUUAAUACUUUGUCUAUCUGCGGCAGUAUGAAGGAUCUGUACACUACUGUAGGUAAAAGAAAUCUAGCAGCUGCCUGCAGCGCAUCAGGGAUCCUCAUUUUUACUUGUUAUCUUCACCAUAUCUUUCUAUGCAA
Mollisia scopiformis is the source of this 3244-nucleotide messenger RNA. Its product is annotated as putative dipeptidyl-aminopeptidase B. Gene Ontology annotation, biological process: proteolysis. The record is from RefSeq and is a predicted model, not a curated record. Gene Ontology annotation, molecular function: serine-type peptidase activity; dipeptidyl-peptidase activity. NCBI's taxonomy places the organism in Eukaryota, Fungi, Ascomycota, Leotiomycetes, Helotiales, Mollisiaceae. The transcript has 2 exons. Bases 219 to 2999 code for a protein of 926 amino acids.